UAACCCACUUCUCUAUCGUUCUAAAUCUUUCUUCAACUACACAGCUUUUGCUUUUGUGUUCUAGUGUUCACAAUAACACAAAAAUUAUGGCUAUGAGCUUCAUUGGAGGAAAAGGUCUAUCAACGACCCAAUUGGUGAACUUGGUAGUGAACACACUGUAUAAUCAAUUUAUUGAGAAGGAUAUCCAGGAAUUUGAUGGGUUCAAUGUUGGCAUUCUUGAUACCUUCAACACUAUCAACAUGGCCUUACCCGGCAAGCAUUAUGUUGCACCAUCAUAUAAGGAUGUACAGGACUUGUUCGAAGAUUGGAAAAAAACCAACGAGGAAUACAAAAAAAAGAUGUUCAUUAACUUCAUCAAUGAGAAAGUGAACAUCAACAAAUCAGAUGAAUCUAUGUUGAUCACUGCAAUAGUGGCACCACCAGCAGCCAUGAUGGCUAAGAAAACAGGAUCAAUAGUACCUCAACUAGCACUUAUGAAUGCCAUACCUGAUGUUAUAUUUGUGCCCUCAGCCACACUUUUGGCUCUUAUUGCUAUUAAGAUCAUAAAAUUAACCUUCAUUGGAAAGACAAUAUCAAAUAAUACACAUGUGCAACCUACACCUAAACAACAACUUCCAAUUACCACUGCAAUUGAAGAACCUCCUCAAAUUGCACCUGCACCUAUAACUAAACAAGAACCUGAAACUACACCUGAAAUUGAAGACCUCCUCAAAUUGCACCUGCACCUACAACUAAACAAGAACCUGAAACUACACCUGAAAUUGAAGAAAACCCUCACGUUGAUUUACCUGUACUUGCACACAUCCACAAGGACAACAUCAUCUGUCCCUUAUGUAAUACAUACCACUGAGUGCUGAGAUAAUUGCUAAGGCAAAGGAAGAAGCAAGGGCUAAAGCUAAAGGACCGAAAGACUUAAUGCCAUAGCAUUAAAAAUGAAGUUGGAAGCCUUCUCUCAAUACCUAAGGUCAUGGUGCUUGAAACUUGGCAAAAAAUUGCUCCCUAAACACCUAGUGCUUGAGCAUAGGAAUUUCAAUGGCAUGGCAUUAGGUUUGUAAAACCACUAACAAAAAGAAAAAAAAAAGGGGACGUUGGUAGUCCAACACUUUUUUUUUUGCAAGGUAGGGGUAUAUUAGGGUUAUGAAGAAACAUCAAUGAAGAUUAUUUUCUCUUCUCUUUUCUUUUUUCUUUGUAUUUUUUCAUGAAUAGCUAAAUUAUAUUCUUCUGGUUAAGAUAU
This is a messenger RNA of Cajanus cajan (pigeon pea), 1234 nucleotides long. RefSeq lists its product as uncharacterized. The record is from RefSeq and is a predicted model, not a curated record. NCBI's taxonomy places the organism in Eukaryota, Viridiplantae, Streptophyta, Magnoliopsida, Fabales, Fabaceae.